Molecule: messenger RNA, 855 nt
Organism: Symbiodinium sp. CCMP2592
Lineage: Eukaryota; Dinophyceae; Suessiales; Symbiodiniaceae
Source: the annotation of a GenBank genome assembly
AUGCCCGGCUCCGAAGCAGGUGUGCAGGCAAACGGACAGUUCUGCGGUACGACGACGACUUCUACCGCUACUGACCUGGUGACGCCUCCACGCCGUGCGGUUGUGCAUGCGCCCCCUCCGGCUGCGCCGGAAGCGUCUGGGCAGCAGAUGGUGAAGGCAGAGAAGCCGGAGGAGGUGGAGCUUCCUGGUGUGAAGCGGGAAGUUGACAGCCCGCCGUGCACGCCACCCCGCAAAGUGCCUGUGAGCUUGGCCAUGUUCCCCUUCAGGACGCCGCCACGCCUGCGACGCGGCUUUCAGCUCCGCGGCUACCUUCAGGUCCGCACAUGCGAUCUCCAGAUGCGUGAGCGCUUGCGGACGCUGCUGUGUCGUGGCUGGCCGAGUUCGAGUCCCAGCGAGGGCGCAACGCGCGAUUCCAUCUCCGAGCUUCUGGGCCUUUGCCCAUCCACGGGCAAGCCUGGCGCCGUGAAGGCCACCACCUACCUGGCCUGGGCACUGCCAGCCGACGGCCGACGGGCGGGGGCGCUCGUCGGAGCGGCGGUCCUGAGUGUCUACAGGUAUCGUGGCCGUAGGCGCUGUGGAUGCCUGGAGUUCAUCACCUCCCGGCGGAGCGGCGCUGGGGCUGCGUUGCUUCGGUUGGCCACCCGCUUCCUGCAGGCUCAGCAGAUCGACCGACUCUAUUCAGGUGUGGACCUCUCAAGGCCCAAUGCCUUCGAGGCUCAUCGGCGCUGGGGAUUUCGUGUCGUCGAGGAGCAGGAGUGGGCACACGCGGGCCUUGCAUUCUAUCGUCAAGGCGAUGUGAGGUAUAUGCUUCUGGAUCUGUCCGCAGACCCAGGCCAAGAAGCAGUUGGAGUGUAG